AUGCCGAGCCGAACUUUGGGUAACUUCUUAAGCAUUGACUUCAACUCUUGCAUGGAAGAUGGAAGUCCUGAUCAAAAGCUCAUAUUUCACUCUCUCACUGAAACUGGUCUUCAACCUUUUCUUGAAGAAGCCGGUCCAAUCCUCCUGGAAGAUGUCAAGGCCUUCUUUCGAAGCGCCUGCAUCAGGGGAAAGUAUAUCGUCUCUACCAUCAGAGACCACACAUUCUGGAUCGAUGAAGCAGAAUUUGCUUCACUAUUCGAUCUACCUUCUGAAGGAUUCUCUGAUUUCCCAACUAUACAGGACCUUGCGGGAUUUGAAACCGCCCAAUACCUAUCGGCCACCCCUUUUCCGGUGGAACACUUUGGGCCUAAAACCCAGCUUGCUAGUCACGAGCGAUGCCUCAUCAGAUCAAAGCAAUUCCUUGAAAGGACUCAGCCGGCCUCCAGCUCCACAGGUGGCCAAAAGAAGAAAACAGCCGAGAAAGCUGCCCCAGCCAAAGCAAAGGCCGAAGGCAAAGGCAAAGAAAAGAUAACUUUCUCAGAACCACCGCAGCAAACAGGAGAUGAGGAGUGGGCCUCUGAGCAAACCGACACAGAGAAGACCGAGGAUGAUAGAACGGUCAAUGAAGACGAUCAUUCGGCCCAGAGCCCCAAUGAUGCCAAACCAAACACCAACCCUGAAACCACCGAGGGUGGAGAAGAGGCUGAUAAAGAAGUCGAUGAUGAAGGCGGCAACACAGAGAGGGAGGAGGCCGAAGAAGCAGAGGCCGAUAGGAUAUCAAGGAAACUCCUUCAAGGCGUUAGAAGAAGAGCCGAGUCGGUUGAAGACCUAUACCUGGAGUGGCACGAGCACCGGUUUGGUACACCGUAUAGAGAAAUCCUACCGGGCCACACAGACGAGCAAUGCAUCCGCAGACUGGAGGAAGUGGAGGACCUGAUGAUGGACAUUACAAACUCCAACACUCUUCAAGAGGUACAACACCGAACUUGUCUCUUGUUACCGAAGGUCCAACUUCGGAAACUAAAAACACGUAUCCGGAACAUUACGGAGGAGCUCAGCACGAUGGAAACGGUGGACACCGUGGCGCCGCGGAUCGACAGGUUUCCGGUCAACUGUCCAACUCCUCCAAGGGAGAAUGCGGCAUUGAUAGAAUCAAGUGAAAAAGCCGAUUCCAAUCUCACCGAGCAAUCACCUCCCCCACAACCGGAAGUCCCCGUUUCAGACUUCACUAAAGAAUGGGAAAGAUACAACAGAAUAGUUGAUUCGGCCCUCAAAUUUGCCGAUGUCACAAGGAAUCUACUGGAUAGUAAUCAAGAACGGUUCUCAGAACUCGGCGAAGGUCUGCGGGAAGAGGCGGUUCAGCGCGAUAAAUGUGUUCAGCGAACUGCAAUUCUGGAGGAAGUGACCUCCGAUUUAAAGAAAGAUUUCGACCGGCUUGAGAAAGAUACAGAUCAACGGUUGACUGCGAUGAGUGCUGAUCUGGUCGGCACGACACUUGACCGGGUCUCCAAACUCGAGAAGACGAAUGUGAAUCUCGUGGCCGAACUGAAAGCACUUUCCGAACAAAUGGCCGAAAUUCUAAGGGUGAAGGUGAACGCGGACGCCGCGGCUAUAGCGGCCGAUGCUGAAACGACUAAAAGGAUCCAGGAUGCGCUGGAUGCCGAAGCAGGCAAAGAUAAAGAGGCACCGCGCUCAUCUCAACUUACCGAUGCGGAAGAGGAAGCCGCGCGAAUUAAAAGAGGAGAGGUCCUGUUCCCAGGAUUCGCUAAAAGAGAAGCCGCUCUAGCAGCGGAAGAUGCUGAGCGGUUGGAAAGGCAAAAACGGAAGCUGGAUGAAUUCGCAGCCGAAAAUAAGAAGAAAAAGGCGACCGCAUCCGCCUCAGCGCCGAAAAAGCGAAGGAAGGAGGCCCCUAAGAAAGUUAAAAUAGCCGAGCUGCUCAGUGAGGUCUCUGAACCGGUCAUCCCGAGUGCAUCGCAGCAGGCCGACCAAGUCGAAGAUGAAGUCGAAGAACAACUGCGCCAAUCAGACUCAAGGCAGUGA
Messenger RNA from Impatiens glandulifera, 2040 nucleotides. RefSeq lists its product as uncharacterized. Bases 1 to 2040 code for a protein of 679 amino acids. The record is from RefSeq and is a predicted model, not a curated record. The transcript has 5 exons. Lineage: Eukaryota; Viridiplantae; Streptophyta; Magnoliopsida; Ericales; Balsaminaceae.